Nicrophorus vespilloides is the source of this 1772-nucleotide messenger RNA. RefSeq names its product serine/threonine-protein kinase tricorner (gene trc). Lineage: Eukaryota; Metazoa; Arthropoda; Insecta; Coleoptera; Silphidae. The coding region runs from base 16 to 1440 and encodes 474 amino acids. The record is from RefSeq and is a predicted model, not a curated record. Gene Ontology annotation, molecular function: protein serine/threonine kinase activity; ATP binding. The transcript has 6 exons. Gene Ontology annotation, biological process: intracellular signal transduction; peptidyl-serine phosphorylation.
UCAAACAAAAAUUGCAUGAGCAAUUUGCAUAAUUGUGUUGCAUCCAAAAGGGUCCUGGACAUGACUGCCACGGAAAACACGAUCCGUUUCAGUGUCCACACCCUGGACAAAGCCACCAAAGCGAAGGUCACCCUCGAGAAUUACUACACUAAUUUAAUCACCCAGCAUGUGGAGAGGAAACAAAGGCUUGCGAAGUUGGAGGAGUCGCUGAAGGAUGACAGCCUUUCGGAGGAACAGAAGAACGAGAAGAGGCUGCAGCAUGCGCAGAAGGAAACCGAAUUUCUGCGGCUGAAGAGGUCCCGGUUGGGCGUCGAGGACUUCGAGCCGAUCAAGGUUAUUGGUCGGGGAGCCUUCGGCGAGGUCCGGCUGGUGCAGAAGAACGAUACAGGACACGUGUACGCGAUGAAGAUUCUCCGGAAAGCGGAUAUGCUGGAGAAGGAGCAGGUGGCACACGUGCGCGCAGAGCGCGACAUCCUCGUCGAGGCGGACCACCAGUGGGUCGUGAAGAUGUACUACAGCUUCCAGGACCCCAUCAACCUGUAUCUCAUCAUGGAGUUUCUUCCCGGCGGCGAUAUGAUGACGCUGCUCAUGAAGAAGGACACGCUGUCCGAAGAGUGCACGCAGUUCUACAUCACCGAGACGGCGCUCGCCAUCGACUCCAUACACAAGCUCGGGUUCAUCCAUCGCGACAUCAAACCCGACAACCUCCUGCUGGACGCCAAAGGCCACCUCAAGCUGUCCGACUUCGGCCUCUGCACCGGCCUCAAGAAGUCCCACAGGACGGACUUUUACAGAGAUCUCAGCCAAGCCAAACCCUCAGAUUUUAUUAUAACGUCGAGUCCGAUGGACAGCAAACGACGAGCGGAGAGUUGGAAGAAGAACCGGAGGGCUCUGGCCUACAGUACGGUCGGAACGCCCGACUACAUCGCCCCCGAGGUCUUCCUUCAGACGGGAUACGGCCCGGCCUGCGAUUGGUGGUCGCUGGGCGUCAUCAUGUACGAAAUGCUCAUCGGAUAUCCGCCCUUCUGCUCGGAGAAUCCACAGGACACGUAUAGGAAAGUCAUGAACUGGCGCGAGACUCUCAUCUUCCCCGCCGAGGUUCCAAUCUCCGAAGAAGCCAAAGAAACUAUUACUAGGUUUUGCUGCGAGGUGGAGAGGCGAAUGGGAAACCAAAAAGGCAUCGAAGAGCUGAAGCUUGUGUCGUUCUUCCGAGGAGUGGAUUGGGAGCACAUCAGGGAGAGGCCGGCAGCUAUACCGGUGGAAGUCCGAUCCAUCGACGACACCUCCAACUUCGACGACUUCCCCGACGUCAAAUUGGAAAUCCCUGCAGCACCUUUACCUCAAGACGGAGAAGUGACGUAUAAAGACUGGGUGUUCAUAAAUUACACGUUCAAGAGGUUCGAGGGUCUUACGCAAAGGGGGACGCCCACGAAGAAAUAGUCAGCACUGCAAAUUAAUACUUAGAUUAUAAGAUGAAGAAGAAAAUAAGAAGAAGAAGAAAACACGAUAGAGAAAAGUGAGAGAAAAGGAAGAAGAAGACAAAAAAAAAGCAGAGAGAAACGAGAAGGAAAAAAAUGAAGAAGAAAAAAAAAAACAAAAAGAAGUGUUUUCUCAUAUUUUUUAGAAAUUAACAAAUCGAGUAGCUUUUUUCGUUCGCGGUUGUUGUUGUUUGUUCGAUUCGGUUGUUUCCUUGCGAGUUCUUUAGAUGAGAUUGUUAAGAGCAAAACGAGAGUAAUUAAUUAAUAACGCAAACGUUUUUUCAAAGAAAAAAA